AUGGGUUUCGAUCAGCACCAUGUCUCCCCAUCACAACAAACAACCUCUGCCAUAAAUAAUCUUACAUCAACUAUAGCAGCAAAUACUCUUGUUAAUAAUGAAUUAAUAACAAUUAAAAAAAGUGACUGGCUAGAACUUCUUGCAAUUAAAAAGUCUUGGGAAAAUGCUUCAUCGUCCCCCGCUAUAUCACAGGCAACUACCAAUUCAACUCCUGUACCAGAAAUUCAACCAAACCCACCUUAUCCCACUAUUAGCAGUGAUGAACAGGCAAAUGCGUCUGCAACUCCUACAAAUAAUUUAUUAAAUAUAAAGACGGCAUCAAAUAUGUCUCCAAAUAAUACCAAUAGAUCCUUAUCAACAAAUAACAAUUCAUCCACUGUAAAGAUUAAUGCAAAAAGUGAUCGGGAAAAUAAAAAAACGAUGAAUAAGUCAAAUGAUAAAGAGAAAGUGAAAGAAUCUAAAUCUAGCAAACGUGUUCGAAUAUUAGCCAAUAAAAGAGAUCAAAAUAUUUUAAAUACUUCUGCAAAUCGAUCACCUACCCGACAAGAUUUUUUAAAAGAUUCACGAAAGAAAAACUUUAAUGAUGGCGAAGAUAGUGAUUCACUUUUUAAAGUUCAUCCAUCUGAAGAUGAAAUGUCCACCAGUGAGGCUGGUGACUUCUAG
Molecule: messenger RNA, 663 nt
Organism: Argiope bruennichi
Lineage: Eukaryota; Metazoa; Arthropoda; Arachnida; Araneae; Araneidae
Exons: 2
Coding region: 1-663 (220 amino acids)
Source: RefSeq, a predicted model, not a curated record